Molecule: messenger RNA, 852 nt
Organism: Dovyalis caffra
Lineage: Eukaryota; Viridiplantae; Streptophyta; Magnoliopsida; Malpighiales; Salicaceae
Source: the annotation of a GenBank genome assembly
AUGAGUUCAAAAGAAGGAUCAGCAGUAUUAUCUACCAAAGGAGGGAGAGGAAAGCCGAAGUCAUCCAAGUCGGUGUCAAGGUCCCAGAAGGCAGGUUUGCAGUUUCCGGUGGGAAGGAUUGCAAGGUUUUUGAAAACUGGAAAGUAUGCUGAACGUCUUGGUGCUGGAUCUCCUGUCUAUCUCUCUGCUGUCCUUGAAUACCUUGCUGCUGAGGUUCUUGAGCUGGCUGGAAAUGCUGCAAGAGAUAACAAGAAGAACCGGAUUAUACCAAGGCACAUCCAGCUUGCAGUGAGAAACGAUGAGGAGUUAGGAAAGCUGUUGGGGUCAGUUACAAUUGCAAAUGGAGGUGUUUUGCCUAAGAUUCAUCAGACUCUGCUUCCUAAGAAGGCUGGCAAAGGGAAGGGUGAUAUUGGAUCUGCUUCUCAGGAUUCUAAAGAAGGAGGCGCAACUACUAAGGGAGGAAGGGGGAAACCAAAGGCAUCUAAGUCUGUUUCGAGAUCGCAGAAAGCAGGGUUGCAAUUCCCAGUAGGGAGGAUUGCUAGGUUCUUGAAGUCUGGUAAAUAUGCUGAACGUGUUGGUGCUGGAGCUCCCGUUUAUCUCUCUGCUGUCCUUGAGUAUCUCGCUGCUGAGGUGCUUGAGCUAGCUGGGAAUGCAGCAAGAGACAAUAAGAAGAAUCGUAUAGUGCCAAGGCACAUCCAGCUUGCAGUGAGAAAUGACGAGGAAUUGAGCAAGCUAUUGGGGUCAGUUACAAUUGCAAAUGGAGGUGUCUUGCCUAACAUUCACCAGACACUGCUUCCUAAGAAGAUGGGUAAAGGAAAGGGUGACAUUGGAUCUGCUUCUCAGGAGUUUUAG